Molecule: messenger RNA, 1515 nt
Organism: Chara braunii
Lineage: Eukaryota; Viridiplantae; Streptophyta; Charophyceae; Charales; Characeae
Source: the annotation of a GenBank genome assembly
GGCGAUGAGGCCGCACAUUGGGUGGAAUUGACAUCUGCAGACGGGGCCCCGGAGACUGAGAAAGGGCUGUCAGCCCUUACGCAGGUCUCCAACAACCUCGUGGCCACCUGCGCUCUGCAGCAGGAGGAAAUCCUUCACCUGCAGCAGACGGUGGACCAGAUGCUCGCACGGUUGCAGGCGUUGGAGAAACAGCCAGCUGCUGUAGCAGCCGCAGGGCCUUCCACCCUUACCACCCGUGUGCAAGUUUUGGAGGAUGACGUCAGCAACAUCAAGCGUGUGCAUCCCGCCGCAUCCUCCCGGCGCCCACCCAAGCUGGAUGACAUUCCCGUCUUCUGCGAUCAGUCCAAGACGAAACCGAUCCCGUGGUGGCGCCAGUUUACUCUCAGGCUCGACAUGCACCAUGUCCCAAACAACGAUCGACAUCCGUGCUUGUACCACCGAUCUGGUGGUGCGUGUCAAGCAUGGCUGGACAACAUCUUGACCAGCCACGGCGUAGCAGUGUGGGAACUGCACACCAAGCUCACUUGGCAGGAGUUGACCGACGCCUGGCACAAACGAUUCCAAGUGGAGCCGCCCGACCUGCAAGCGAUGGACAAGCUCAACAAGCUCCAUCAGAACACGCUGCUCAAUCAGGACUGGAUUACCGAGUUCCAAAGACUCGCCUCCACACCUGACCUGCCGCUUGCAUUCCGCGCCAUCAAACACUUGUUUAUUAUGCGCUCGUGUCCAGCUCUGCAAAACGCGCUGACGCAGAUUGCAGAGACACUCGACACAUCUGACAAGCUUUUCAGCACAGCGUCACGGAUCAUUCUCACGAAUAUCGAAGCCCGCAACGGCGACCGAUCUUCUGCGAUGACGAGCGACACCCAGCCCAAGCCAAAGGUGGCUUGCAUUACUUCUACCGAGGCUGCAACACCAAACGGGGGUGAAGUGUUGGCAGCUGCCCGGGAUGGUGGCCGGCCGCGCAACAACCACGGCCGCGACAAGACGAAGACUCAGUCCACCUCUACACCGAGCACCGGAUCAGCCGCCRACGAACCUUGGGCACAAUACGGACUCUUGGCGAAUUCUUAUCGCACAAGACUCAAGUACCGUUACUGCCUUUAGUGCAACACCACCAUCCACGAUGCUGCACAUUGCCCCACCAAAGGGAAACCCCGUCACGGAAAGUAGGCGCCGCCGAGGGUGAUUCGACACCUCCCUCGACGCCAUCGGAAGCGGUUGUGCGCACGACCGCCCUUUCUUCCGAGGCAUAUGCGGAUGUCGGGAGUCUUCCACUUUCGUUCGAAGACUUCGCUGCCCGGCUCGUUCCUUCACUGGAUGCUACUCAAGGACAAGAUACAUGUGCGGCUUUCUCACCGUCCGAAGGUUUCUCCGCCAGUUCGUCUUCAUCAAGGGAUUCGGCAAGUGUGUUAAACGAGGAGGCUUUGGACCCGCUCACGCCCGAGGACUUCGUUUGGAUUCCUCUCCCUACGACGGGCAACCUUCCGGGGCCGCAAAGCGCAGCCCUAUGCG